Molecule: messenger RNA, 462 nt
Organism: Molossus molossus (Pallas's mastiff bat)
Lineage: Eukaryota; Metazoa; Chordata; Mammalia; Chiroptera; Molossidae
Product: adenylate kinase isoenzyme 6-like
Exons: 2
Coding region: 1-462 (153 amino acids)
Cellular component (GO): cytoplasm; nucleus
Molecular function (GO): AMP kinase activity; ATP hydrolysis activity; ATP binding
Source: RefSeq, a predicted model, not a curated record
AUGUUGCUUCUGAACAUCCUGCUCAACGGUAAACCAGGGGAUGGGAAAACGACGCUAAGCAAAGAACUUGCACCAAGAUUGGGGCUGAGAUAUAUUAAGGUGGGUGAUUUAACUCGAGAAGGGCAGGUGUAUGAUGGCUAUGAUGAAAAGCAUGAGUGUCCCAUUUUACAUGAGGAUAGAGUAGUUGAUGAGUUAGAAAACCAAAUGAGUGAAGGUGGAGUUAUUGUUGAUUACCACAGUCGUGAUUUCUUCCCUGAACGCUGGUUUCAUAUAGUUUUUGUGCUGAAAACAGGUAACAAUGUAUUGUACAAAAGACUUGAAACAAUGGGUUAUAAUAAGAAGAAACUGCCCUGGCCGGUUUGGCUCAGCGAUAAUGUUCAGUGUGAAAUUUUUCAAAUUAUUUAUGAAGAAGAAUUAGCAUCCUACAAGGACAAAAUAGUGCAUCAGCUACCCAGCAGUUAA